CCCUGGAUUCAUAUAACCUUCCUACUCCGGCUGGUGAGCCCGGCGCCCUCCGUACGUGUACUAUGUUAGGUUAUGUAUGGACGCCCCGGUGCAUGCUAAGCAACGACACUAGACACGGUAGUGGCGUUAGUAUGCUGCAUCUCGACUAACGGCCUUAAUUUCUGCUGCAUCUCGCUUCUUGACGUUGCAGUGGACUAGGUGGCCAGUUGUCUGUUAUAUUAAUCGGUCGCUCCCUGGACACCGCGCUGCGUCUGCAACUCUCCGCCCUCACGCCGGUCGUGGUCUCUGCAAUUGAGUUUUCACCAUGGCGUCCUACGAAUUGAAGAACCGAGCCAGCUCGGCCAACCGAGAGGUAAGCGGGUCCGACUCGGGAGCGCGUGAUGAUUUGGCUCUUGCACGAUUGGGCAAGAAGGCUGUCCUGAAGCGGAACUUUGGUAUUCUCUCAAUUAUCGGCCUCAGUUGUACCAUUCUCGGCACCUGGGAGGGUAUUCUAUCGACGUUUACUAUUCCCCUCGAAAAUGGUGGAUCUGCCGGUGCUGUAUACUCCUUUAUCUUUGCAUGGACGGGAACAGCCUGCUGUUUCGUUCUGCUGUCCGAAAUGGCGUCCAUGGCGCCGACUUCCGGAGGCCAAUAUCACUGGUGUGCCAUGCUUGCGCCUUACAAGCAUAUGAAAUUCCUAAGUUACAUCACAGGAUGGUUGACUGUGAUCGGAUGGCAGGCCGCCUUUGCAUCGUCGUCUUACAUGGCUGGAACUGAGAUUCUGGGUGCCAUUAUCUUGGGACGUAACAGCUUCAGCUCGCAGGCCUACCAGGGUACCCUUCUGAUGUGGGCGGUUGUGGUCGUAGCUCUCCUUGUGAACAUUAUCGGAGGAAAGUUCCUGCCUCGCCUGGAAACCUUCAUCCUCAUGAUUCACAUUCUGGGAUACUUUGGUGUGCUCAUCCCCAUGACAUAUAUGUCCGACCACAAAUCGACCGAGGCGGUCUUCAAGGACUUUACCAAUGGCGGAAAUCUCUACACCGAUGGUAUAUCCUUUUUCGUCGGUAUGACCGGUUGUGUGUUUGCCUUUGCAGGCGGUGAUGCUGCCGUGCAUAUGGCCGAAGAAGUAAACCAUGCCACGGUCGUCAUUCCCCGUGCCAUUCUCCUCAGUGUUGCCAUCAACGGCACCUUGGGAUUCACCAUGCUGAUCGCCACUCUCUUCUGCAUGGGCAGUGUCGAUGCGGCCCUUGACUCUCCUACGGGCUACCCCUUCAUGGAAAUCUUCCAGCAAGCAACCGGCUCGGUCGCAGGUGCAUUGGGCUUGUCCUCCAUCCUCGUUAUUGUCGGUAUCUGCGCCGCCUUGGCCAUGUUGACUGCCACCUCUCGCCAGUUCUGGUCGUUCGCUCGCGACCGUGGUGUCCCUGGCUGGCGAGUCUGGAGCCACGUCUCCAACCGUACUUUCCUCCCCACUUACUCCAUCCUCCUCACCAUGACCAUCUGCUGCCUGCUUGGUCUGAUCAACAUCGGCUCCGCCGUUGCCCUCAACGACGUCGUCUCCAUGGCUGUCUCGGGUUUGUACUCCUCCUAUCUGAUCGUGGCGGUUCUUCUUCUCUGGCGCCGCUGCACCGGCGCCAUCAGCAACCACAAUGCCAGUGACGACACUGUGGUCAAUGUCCCUGGCGCUAAGCUCAUGUGGGGUCCGUUCCGUGUCCCGGGCAUCUGGGGUAUCUUGAUCAACACUUAUGCGGUGAUUUACAUCGUGAUUGUCAUCUUCUUCAGUUACUGGCCUACUGAACUGCCAGUGACGGUGACGAAUAUGAAUUACAGUGUGGUGGGCACUAUGGGUGUCGUCAUUCUGGCUAUCAUUUAUUAUGUGUUGAGGGCUCGUCAUGUCUACACGGGUCCUGUUAUUGAGAUCUCGUAAGGAUGGGAGCCGGGCAGAUGAGACAGGUAACAGGGGGAAGAGUGUGGCAAGCACAAGGGGCUGCGGUUGAGUGUGCUUUCGGUAUUGACAUUAAUUCUCUGUUCGGGAUUUUGCUGUUUAAUUGGGCACUAGGCCACAUGCAUCAAAAGUUACAUAGCAUUUAUUCCAUAUCUCGAAAUACCAUUUAGUAUAAUUUGCU
Molecule: messenger RNA, 2099 nt
Organism: Aspergillus eucalypticola CBS 122712
Lineage: Eukaryota; Fungi; Ascomycota; Eurotiomycetes; Eurotiales; Aspergillaceae
Product: putative GABA permease
Exons: 8
Coding region: 305-1900 (531 amino acids)
Biological process (GO): transmembrane transport
Cellular component (GO): membrane
Molecular function (GO): transmembrane transporter activity
Source: RefSeq, a predicted model, not a curated record